CCAUACCCCUCCCUCCUUCCUUGCAAUUGCUCCACAGAUCCCCUCUUCUCCCCCUUCCCCAUGGCUUCUUCUGCUCCCCCUCUAAAAUUUCCGAACUCUUUAUUCCCGUCUACAAAAAAGAGAGGCGAGCUUUUAGAUUUACCCUCUAUUACUCCAGUCGGCAAGAGUUGGAAGCCCUCGACGGUGGUCCUCGCCGGCAUCAAUGGGCACCCCCAGAUCAACGGCUCCGGCGGCCUCCGCGUGGCCUUCCAGGGUGCCCCGGGCGCCUACAGCGAGUUCGCGGCCAAGACGGCGUGCCCGGCCUGCACCACCAUCCCGUGCCGCGCUUUCGCCGACGCGAUCGCUGCCGUGGAACGAGGCCGCGCCGACCGCGCCAUCCUCCCCGUGGAGAGCACCAUGGAGGGCACCGCCCUCCGCAACUACGACCUCCUCCUCCGCCACGACCUCCGCAUCGUCCAGGAGAUCAACCUCUUCGUCCACUACUGCCUCCUCGCCAUGCCCGGCGUCCGCCCCGGCGAGCUCCGCCGCGUCAUCAGCCAUCCCAUGGCCCUCGCCCACUGCGGCCGCGCCCUUUCCCAGCUCGGCCUCCUCCGCGAGCCCGUCGAGGACACCGCCGGCGCCGUCGAGAUGCUCCGCUCCAACCACCUGCUCGACACCGCCGCCAUUGCGAGCCCCCGUGCCGCCGUCCUCUACGGCCUCGACGUCCUAGCGCAUGGGCUCCAGGACGAGUCCUGGAACGUCACCCGCUUCCUCCUCCUGUCGAAGACCGCCACCAGACCACCCCAGAAACCGGCCGGUGCCGGGCUGAAGACGAGCCUGGUCGUCGCCCACCGGGGCGGGUCCAUGAUGGUUCUGCUAAAAGUCCUCUCGGCAUUCUCGAAACGAAACAUCAAUCUGACGAAGCUGGAGGUGAUCAAUUCGUCGAACGAAGGGGAGGCGCCGGUGAUGAUACUGGACGUGAGGGGGAAGGGGUCGCUGAGGGCUUUCCCCCAUGUUUUGUACGUAGAUUUCGAGGGCUCCACGGAUGAGUCCAAGGUAAAGGAAGCCAUCGAUGAGAUCUCUUCUUUUUCGGUUUUUGUUCGUAUUCUUGGCAGCUACGUGGCCGAUCAUAAUGUUUAUGAUCUUCAAUAGGAUUAUACACCGUCUUCUUUUCAUCGUGAGCUGUGUAUCAUAAGUUCAAGUGCUUGCAUAUCUUCUUCCUAAGUAAUCAAAGUUUCCUUUGCUUGUGUACAAAUAUAGAGAUCGAUUUGGUUCAUGAAAUCUACUAUAUUGCUUA
This is a messenger RNA of Elaeis guineensis (African oil palm), 1276 nucleotides long. Its product is annotated as arogenate dehydratase 3, chloroplastic. Gene Ontology annotation, biological process: L-phenylalanine biosynthetic process. The record is from RefSeq and is a predicted model, not a curated record. Gene Ontology annotation, molecular function: arogenate dehydratase activity; prephenate dehydratase activity; chorismate mutase activity. NCBI's taxonomy places the organism in Eukaryota, Viridiplantae, Streptophyta, Magnoliopsida, Arecales, Arecaceae. Gene Ontology annotation, cellular component: cytoplasm; chloroplast.